CCUACGCUUGUGGUGUGUGUAACUCCCUCGUGUCUUUCAGUAUGAUGUGCCCAACGGUCUCAUAAUGAACGGUGAUGCUCAUUUGCCCAUGGACACCGAGACAGAUGACAACAAAAAGUCUCGCGUCGAAUAUGUGGAAUCCAUACCAUCCAAAGUGGUCCACAUUCGAAAUAUGCCUACCGAUGCUUCCGAGCAUGAGAUCGCACUUUUGGGUAUACCAUUCGGUACUCUUGAAAACAUGGUUUUAUCCAAAAAGGCUGGACAGGCCCUUAUUGAAAUGCAAGAUUUGGACAGUGCUAUCCUUAUGAUUGCCUACUAUCGAAAAUUUCCGGUUGCGCUUCGAGGCAAACAUUUAGUGAUGCAGUUUUCAAAGCAUCAACGCUUGGAGCUCCAUUCAGAGAACAUUCACAUUGGUGAUGCACUGAAGAAUGCGAAUUGCAUCGUGCAACAAGAUCUUAGCGGGGCAAUCGCAGGCGUUCCCAACACUGUGCUGCGGGUUUUAGUUGACAACGUUAUGGGCCAACAAAUCAACCAUACCAUCCUGCACAAAGUGAGCGAUCUCUUCUGACCUUUUCUCACUUCCGUAGAUUUUCCACCGAUACGGGAAUGUCCUUCGUAUUAUAACAUUUUUAAAGAACAACCAGUAUCAUGGUCUAAUCGAAUUCGAGGACCAUAUCCAUGCCUUCGUGGCCAUGUUGCAUUUAAACGGGCAGAAUAUUUACACUGGCUGUUGUUCUUUGCGAGUCGAAUUCUCAAAGAACCGUGGUCCCCUAGAAGUGCGCCAUGAAAACGAUAAAUGCAGAGAUUAUAUCACUAAUCCAUUGACGGAAGAUGAGCUUGCGAAUCUCAGGAGAUACCCCGGAGGAUCGUCGACCUCGUUUGGCCCUGCCAAUGGUGCUUAUCAUUCGAAUUCCCCUGGCAACCUUGCCUCUCACUUCUCCAAUGCUGUAGUCCCCGCAAUCACUCAGGGUAUUCAUCUUCCCGUCGGCAUGAUAGCUUCAUCAAGCGCUGGCGGUGCUGGCAUCGGUGAUUUGACUACGCAGCUUGCUGUUUUGGCGCAGCAAUCGGGGUUUGCUCUCACUCCGGCCGCGGCGGCUGCAACUGCUAGUUUUAUGGCUCUCACAUCACAGAACAACGCCGUCGGUGCUCACUCGAUGGCUGCCGAUCCCAAUCUCGCCGCGCUCAUUGCAGCUAUCCAAGGAAGCGCGGUGCAGAAUUCGGUACUCUCUCAUCUGGCGGUGGGCAAUCCUUCACUAAAUCACAUGCAACAGCAUCACAUGUCCUCCCAUCUGAUGAACUCUACCGGUGCCCGUGCUGCUCCUCCGAACAAUAACGGUGGCACUGUCCUCAUCGUAUCCAAUCUGAAUGAGGAGAGGGUGUAUCCGGACGCUCUCUUCACUCUUUUUGGCGUCUAUGGGGAUGUUACUCGGGUGAAAAUUAUGUUCAACAAAAAGGACACGGCGUUGGUCCAAUUUGCCGACUCCCUACAAGCCCUCACCGCUUUACAGAACCUCUCUGGACAACGGUUAUGGGGUAAAUUUAUGAAGAUCGCCGUCUCCCGGCAUAGCGUUGUACAGCUUCCCAGAGAAGAUUCAGACAAUGGCCUUACAAAGGACUAUAGCACCAGUCUUUUGCACCGCUUUCGCAAACCCAACUCUAAAAACUACAUGAACAUUUACCCCCCUAGCCAUAUAUUGCAUUUGAGUAAUAUUCCCCCAACUAUCACCGAAGACGACGUCCGACUUUUGUUUGCUACCAAGGGCUUCAAUGUCACCGGCUUCCGGUUCAUGCAGAAAGAUAAAAAGAUGGCCCUUGUUCAGCUGGACUCUGUGGAUACGGCCAUCCAAGCUCUGAUUGAAUUGCACAAUAGCCAGCUCACUGAGAACUCUCAUUUGCGGAUCAGCUUCAGUAAAUCUGCGAUAUGACACGCGAACAAUGAAUGUAAUUUCCCUCCGUCCCCUGCCCAUCAUCCCCCUUUACUUCGACCUCUCCAUGUGUGGAUAUGACGGUGCGCGCGUAUUGCCGUCUGCCUGCGUGUGUGUGUAUGUCGGUUUCUUUGACCAUGUCAGUGUGGUACGACGGCGGAUGUUAUUCUGUUCAGUGCCCACCUAAAUUGUUGACUGAUU
This is a messenger RNA of Dicrocoelium dendriticum, 2126 nucleotides long. The record is from the annotation of a GenBank genome assembly. NCBI's taxonomy places the organism in Eukaryota, Metazoa, Platyhelminthes, Trematoda, Plagiorchiida, Dicrocoeliidae.